Leptopilina heterotoma is the source of this 1503-nucleotide messenger RNA. RefSeq lists its product as uncharacterized. NCBI's taxonomy places the organism in Eukaryota, Metazoa, Arthropoda, Insecta, Hymenoptera, Figitidae. The coding region runs from base 551 to 1285 and encodes 244 amino acids. The transcript is spliced from 6 exons. The record is from RefSeq and is a predicted model, not a curated record.
CAGAGUUUUAGUCGUGAACGGCCGUCCGUUGUGAAUGAUACGCGAGAAAUAUUCGUUAUCAAUUUCACAGAGUGUGUUUUCUUUUCAAAAAGAAACUUAUGACGGAACUUGAUUAAUAAAAAAAAAACCAAAACAAUAAAAAAAAGAAAUCUGUGUGUAAAAGAAAUUUAUUUUUUCACAAAAUAUUGUCAAUUAUUAAAAAUUAACAAGUUUUGAAAUAAAUAAAUAAAUAAAAAAAAGUUUGUCUUUCAACCGGAUUGUUAAUCACUUCACCGGUAUCUGAAGUUUUUCCUUUUUUUUUAGUUGUUGAUACUUAAAAGAAAAAGAAAGACAAAAAUUCUUUAAGUUUGACCACUUUUCAAAGUGUCUGUGUGUGUUUAUGUGUGUGUUUGUGGGAAUUUGAAAGUUUGAAAAAACAAAAUAUUGAAACGUGUUGUUUAUCACAAGUGGCGGGAAUUGAAAUUAUCACAAAUUUUCAUAUAUUUUGGAAAAUACUUUUUUUGCAGAAACUAAAAAAAUAAAAGGAGAGAUUAUUUUUGAGAAAGAAGAUAUGCGUAAUCUGAUGGAGAGACAGAAUUCAUCCUGGUUCGCGUUGCUUUUGACCGCUUUCUAUUCUGUUCUGGCUAGUGGCCGUGGUGAGGAGUGCGGACACGAGGAAUUAUCCAGAUGUGCCAAGCCACUUCAAGAAAUCACCCGCAACAACGAUCUGAGCAUUUUCAUCAAGAAAGAAGAACUCGAUCAAGUUGUCUGCCCAAUAUUGGAGGACGGUGUAAAGUGUAUUAAUUUCUACACAAUGAGGUGUAUGAAGGAACAACAGAGAGAUCAAUUCAAUACAAUUUAUGCAGGCACAAAUAUGGCAAUUAGAGAGCUCUGUCAAGAAGGAACUUACCAAGACGCUUUCCUCGAGCACGUUCCAUGUAUGCAGAAAGAGACAGUAAAGAGAGAAUAUAAUAAGUGCUCGGACGCUUACCAAAAUGGAUUAAAGGAAAUGGAAAAUUCAUCACUCUCCGGACGUGGAGGUCCAACUUCUCUACAAGCACUGUGCUGUUACUUCCAAACAUAUCUGGAUUGUUCGCACAACGUCGUGCUCAGAGAAUGUGGCUCGGAAACGGCAGAAUUUACAAAAAAUUUCUUGGACCGAAUGUCAAAUUCGUUGAGAGAUGCUCACUGUAAAAAUUAUCCUCUCUCGUCAUGUCCGAGUAACUCGAGUUCGUCCAUUAGUCUAUCAACUCUCCUGCUGCCACUGCUUCCAGUUCUUAUUAUACUCAGCAAAUACUUCACUUAAGUAGAAUGAAAAAAAUUGUCGUGAACCGGAAAUCAAAGCUUCUGUUAAAUAAUUACAAAAGAAAAAAAAAAGAAAGAGCAGAAAAAAAAUAAUUAACAAGCAUUUUUUUUCCGUUUUCACGUGUAAUAGGCAAAAUAAAAUGAAAUGCCACCUCGCGAUGAGAAAAGAGUUUAAUCGAAAAGAAAAAAAAAAUUACUAGGUAAAUUUUACCUGGAAAA